AUGUUGAGCUCAUCCACCAGUUUGAGAAGCAUACAUAAACGACAACGACAAAGACAUUCGAUGGGAUUUUAUUUUACUUCUCCGUCUCAUUCUCUUCUUGUGGUGGGUUAUUGCAAAGAUAAAAUGCGUAAAGUUAAGGAAAUAAGGCCACCAAUCUUAAAUAAAAUUGAUGAUUGGGCGGGAAAACUUUUUGAAACUGCUUUACAGUCUUAA
Messenger RNA from Clunio marinus, 213 nucleotides. Lineage: Eukaryota; Metazoa; Arthropoda; Insecta; Diptera; Chironomidae. The record is from the annotation of a GenBank genome assembly.